AUGAGUUCUACUAAUUGUGAAGAUAUAAAAGACCUCGAAAAGAAAAAUAAAUGUAUUAGGAAUAAACUAACUUGGUGUGAAGAAUUAACAGAAACUGAAAAGAGACAUCAGUGUUUUAGGAAGAAAUGCUUCAGAGAAGUAUAUGAUUACAACGCGCGAGCAAUUAUUAAAACAAGAUUACCCUUCUCAUUUCCCGUAAUUAAUUAUUACGCUAUUCGUCGACGAAGUAAGGGCACUGAAGCGUAUGAAGCCAUUUUGAAGUCUUAUUACAGAUGGGUGAUGUUCUCGGAACUCGCGUUUGAUUUGUAUGGUUAUUUGACCCUUUUUGAUAGUGGGAAUUAUGUGUGUGCUGAUGCAUGCGAAAAAGAAGUCAAGUUUGGAUACUACACUGAUGUAGAUGACGAGAAUUUUUUGUACUUAGUUGCUACUUUAGAAUCUGGAAAUUUACAAGCUUGGAUUAUAGACACUGAUGACAAUGUUAUUCCAAUUAAUACUAAGCCAAUUGAAAACUCAAAAGCUAAAUAUAAAAAUUUAUGUUAUGGGACAGCGAGAAAUUUUUAUUUAUCAAAUAAACUUGUAAUAAACAAACUCAUAAUAGAACAUGAAAAAAUGGAGUUUACAAGUUCCUUCGAAUUACCGAAAGAAGAGGAUGACUCUAAGAAAAGUUCUGAAGGGAUGAUAAAAUAUUCUGACGAAAUUAUUGCUUUGGAUUCAAAUGAUAUGAAUAUUUAUGCAGUGACCUGUCGCGUGGAUAAAAAUGCAGAUUCUAAAAUAGAGCAACUUUUUUUAGAGCGGUAUGUUUGUGAAGACUUUUUGCUAAUUUGUACCGAGGGAGGUAUAACGUGUGAUCGUAAAUUUUAUUACGAACCGCUGCCCACAGAAUUUGACUCUACCACUAAAGUUUAUUUGACUAUGGAAGAUUUUAUUAUUUGUACUUGUGGUAAAUAUAUUGCCGUUUAUGAUGAACCAUUAAAUGAAUGGAUAGUUGUUGAGUUAAUUAAUGAUGAUCAAUAUGUAACAACAUUAAUUGUCCACGUAAAUUUACUUCUCGUUGGCUUUAAUACUGGAGACAUUUAUGGAUAUGACGUUAGUCGUACUCAAUCUUUGAUGAAGCCAAACUUUUUAAAUGGACCCAAGUUCAAAAUAAUAGGCACUAUAGAUCCUAUUAUUGCCUUUAAAGUUUUUGAACGGCAAUUCGAUAAAUAUGAUUUUGAAACGAACAAUUUUCCUAAAGAUGAGAAGAAAUACGAUUUUUAUCCAUAUAUAUUAGUAAUGACUACGAAAAACGCUUACCUUUUUCGAUAUACUAAUACACGUCGUUUAACAGAUAAUGACCAUUAUUUUAGUCUUUACAGAAGAAGUAGCGAAACACUUCCUAAAAUUACAAGAUGUGACAUUCAUAAAGAUGAUCAAUAUACUUACGUAGAUAAGUGA
This is a messenger RNA of Cotesia glomerata, 1434 nucleotides long. RefSeq lists its product as uncharacterized. The transcript has 7 exons. Lineage: Eukaryota; Metazoa; Arthropoda; Insecta; Hymenoptera; Braconidae. Bases 1 to 1434 code for a protein of 477 amino acids. The record is from RefSeq and is a predicted model, not a curated record.